Molecule: messenger RNA, 1323 nt
Organism: Scomber scombrus (Atlantic mackerel)
Lineage: Eukaryota; Metazoa; Chordata; Actinopteri; Scombriformes; Scombridae
Gene: kdf1a
Product: keratinocyte differentiation factor 1a
Exons: 4
Coding region: 154-1323 (389 amino acids)
Biological process (GO): keratinocyte development; regulation of epidermal cell division
Cellular component (GO): cell junction
Source: RefSeq, a predicted model, not a curated record
AAAAAAUCCUCCUUUUCUUUCUCUGUUUGAAAGCGCUAGCGGAGGAAAGUUUUCUCUCUUGAGACUUCCGCGAUUUGCUCACAGAUCAAGUUAUCUGUGACAAAAAACUCAGUCCAACUAUUUCCUCUUAUGCGGUCCCAGGCAUUUUGAGCCAUGCCUGGCCACAGCACAGGGGCUCCCCAGGCGUCCCGCCACCACAAACACCACAGUUCCAACUCCAAAGCAGACAAGUACAGACAAGCUCGGACUAUAUCCCGGGAGAGCACCUCCAGCCAAGAUGCCUACAAGGAUCCUCACAGGGAGCACCCAAAGGAGCACCACAGAGACCACUCCCGCCACUCUGACACCAAGCAUGGUCACAGAGGGCACCCGCGAAAUGGCACCGGACGGGGCUCAGAGACUAUAGGAUUUAUUCCAGGCUCAGCAGACAGCACGCCUACUAGCAGACAUGCCUGUGGCUCCUGUGCCUCUAUGGGCUGGAGCAGCUGUAAGGCCCUUAUCUGCUGUGUACUGACCUGCGGGUUUUACGGCAGCCGAGAGCCCUGCCUGCCUGUUAACGAGAGCUCCACAGACCAUCCCCCUAAAACAGGUAGCGAGGCCCACCCUCCUAAUGGCAUGGCUAUGUCCAACCCCACCUGUGGCAUCCACUUAGAGUCCAACAAGUCCAAUAAAGUCACUAAGCUGCCUACGAGUGACAGCUUCCGCUACCCGGAUGUGCGCAUUGCAGGUCAGACAGUAAGGUAUCCUGUGACUGCAACCAAACGGCCCCGUACACACGGCAAGGGGGAAACCCAGCGGCCAGUCAGCAACACCAGCCUGUUAUCCCGUGAGGACUAUGACUUGGAUGACCUGAGUGACACAGGCACAGAUAUUGACUCUCUUAUCACCAAGAAGCUGCUGGAGCUUUAUGCCUUGCACCAGAUUGACCAGCUGGCCAAAUGCACCUCUGACUCCUCUUUCUCCCGCAAGACCAACGAGAUCAGUGAGCUCAUCUACAGCAUCGCUCAGGACUACAACCUGGAGGAGCAGGAGGCCGAGUGCAAGCUGGUGCACGGAGUCAUCCGCAUCAGCACCCGGAAGGGCAAGAGAAACAAGAGCCAUCAGUCGACGGGACAGCGUCCCAACGGGAGGAGUGACGGCACCCUGCCUGACAGCGGCAAUGAGACCAUGACCCACACCCUCCUGAGCAGUGACUUUCCAGAGGUGAAAGUGUCUGAGCAGACCCCAUCAGAUGAGCUGGCCAGGAAAAUGAGACAUCACAGCUCAAGAAUGUACUCCUCCAGCACCGCCACAGACUCUUCAGGCGCUCCUCUGCUUCACUAA